AGGUGAGAACUGAGAAGUGGUGUCUUAUUGCUGAUGCUGCCUCAGGCUGUAGUGUCUACUUGUUUUAGUCCUACCUCGCAGACCCCUUUUACUUUCCCAUUUGUACAUGAAGACCCAGCUCAUGCUAGGUUCUGGCAUAUGAUUAUGAAGCUCAUAGGUUCUGGCAUAUGAAGCUGUAGUAGGAAGAAUUAUACUAGAAUUAGAAAUUCAUCACUAUUCGUUAUACGAGAAAACCAAGAUGAGUGCCGAAGCCGAAAAGAAAGAUGAUGCCCCGGCCAAGGUGGACCACCAAGGUGCUUCAUCGCCCGCCUCUCGUUUUAACGCACCCACGCCUGCCGCUGCCAUGGUUGCGUCUGAAGCUCGAGAAGAAAGCCGGACUCCCAAGCCCGUACCCGAAGUUCGUCCCACCAGUACAACUAUGUUGGUAGAAGAACCAGCCAUCAAGAGCACGACCAGUUGCCUUACACAGGAAAAGACGAUAAGCUUUUCGGAAUGUUCUCCCACUCUGCAAUCGCAAGAUUUGCUGUCAAUGCCAGCGACCUCGGUUGUAGGAGGUGGGCAACAACAUCAAGCGAAAUUCGACUUUCUCGCUGAAAGAGGUCGAAAGACUGAUCUGGUGGAUUCGAGUAAGCAUCAACUUUUGCUGGUGGAUCUCUCAGGCUCUGGAGAUCGCGACCAGGGUGAAAAUGCUGCGGUCGUUGCAAAAGUCACUGCUCCAAAGCUCAUGGUUGAUGCUGGUACGGAAAUGACACCGAAAAUAGCAACUGCUUAUGUGGUCGGUGGAGGCACGGCAGCUGGACAGAAUAACGGCAAAAAUGUAUUUGGUGGCAAGAAUUAUGUCGGGAAUUCAUCAGGUCGCCCUGUGGCUGCCAUCGCAGCUCCUGUUGCACAGCCUUCGGCUACACAGGAAUCGCCAAAAGCCGAGCACAGCACAUCGACUGCCGAUUUUACGAGUCUUAUUCGAGCAACCUCGACGUCUGUCUCUGUGCUGGACCGGCUCAUGAUUUCUCCGUAUCACGAAAAUUUUCGUCGCAACAUUGAUCACAAACUCGGGGUGCCUGGUCGUGCUGCGGUCGAAGAUGGUUCAUCCGGCGGUGACAAAAAGCACGGCCAAGUAAAUCAUGGUCAACAACGUGGGCAAAAACGCCAGAAUCGUGCGGUGAUGGAGGCAGGGUCAAUUGCCUCGUUGCCAUCGCAGGUAGGAGUAUUUGCGACAGCAGAGUCCGACUACACGUGGAAAGCACAAGCGCAACGUACUUUUACUCCGAUGUCACCGCAGAGCAUGAGCGCUAUGCCUAUGUUGAUGGCUGCAGCUGCUUGCGACACGACUAGUGCUCCGCAUUCACCAAGCAACGACCCGCCUCGCCUCGCAAGGACCACUAGCACAAGCACAUCACCCAAGACGAACAGCGCGAAGAAAAAGGUGCAGCGGCGUCCACCAAUUAUGUUGGAGCAUUUGGCCAGUCGUGCUGGAGAAAUGCAGGGUUACGUGCUGCGUCAGUCCGCUAGUGUGAGGUCCUUUUCGAUGUCGUCGCCAGCCCGCCCAGAUGGUCUAGGGCAAGGAACGGCAACAAGAAAACUAGAUGAUUUGGACUUCGUCGAUGUCAAAGCGGUCUUGACACCAUCGACGAAAGCCUCGAAGCUACAGCUUGCAGUAUCUCCGUUUUCGAUAGCUAGUACAGCCAUUGCGUCCGCGAGAGAAGCGCAACAGGAAAGUCUUGCUGCUUUUCCGUCAAAGAAAGCGAUUAGUUUCUCGUUACCAGAAGGCGUUCAGCAGCGGUCCCCUGAAAACCAGAUGCCAUUUGGUGGCUUGUUGGUUUGGAAAAAGGAUUUCAGCUUACGGCAUGUGCAAAUUGUAGUUAGCGUGAUUUCAAGACUAACUCUCAACAAGACCUUCUAAUCCUUGGUCUCACGUCACCCGCAUUCGAACGUGUCCGCAGCGCCUCUUUAUCGCCCAAAAGUGCAGACGCACAAAAUGCCAUGAGGUUGCUGCAACAGGAAGUGGACCAUGACGGCAACAAUGAUGAUCAUUUUUCCUCCAUCGUAGGACGGUUCCAUAGCAAUGUGAGCCACGUUGGGGUCGGAAGUGCCUUCACCAACAAGCAGUUGAAUCUGAAGAAUGGAUCCCGGCCCCCACCACAAACGAGCGUGAAGAAUGCUUUCUCGCCAUUGACACGCGUCUUGAAUACUGGCGCAAUGAAGCAAUCGGAACUAUUCGAAGUUGCUGCGGGAAACCAGAUCCAGAAGUCCAACAAACAGAUUGCCAAGCAUCAUCUUCAAAACCAAAUUUCCUCUCGUGUCGAACAAGCGACGUCUGGUGUCCGUCGUAGCGAUACGAAGAUCCAUCAACACCAGGAGGCACCACAGGAAGCAGAAGCAAAACAUGCACAUUCAGUCUCGAAAAUUUUUUCCGUCUCUUCUAGUACGACUACGACCUCUCGCUCUUCAACAUCGACGAUCAACAACAAAACCUUCGACGUCAGCUUCACUAACAAGGAGAUAUUUUCACCACAGCUGCAAAAGGCGGUGUCAGUCAAAAGUUUGCAUGAAGAACUUCUCAGUCCUAAGAAUUUCGACGCUUCGCGUCCAUCUUCGCCAGCUGUCCGUGAUUUGAGCCGUGCAGUGGAAGCUGAAAUGCUGAAAACAAUCGGACGCAGCCCAAUGAGUUGUACUUCCCCGAAGGUCGUAAGUGCAAACGAAAAUGUACUUGUAUGGUUCUGGGAUUUGGUAACCUGAAUUUGAUCAUAAGGGUUCUCUUCUUGUUUUCCCUUAUGAUCAAAUUCAGGUUACCAAAUACCCGAACCAUUCAGUACUUCGCCUGCAACAUCAGCAGAACAGUUCUUUCUCCAGAAAGAACUCUAGCAGCAACAUGCGUGGAAUUGGAGCUGCGGAGCCAACAUCAAGGGUGAAGCCGCAGAGUCCUACUGAAGGCGAUGUUCGGAUGGAAAUGUGGCAUCAAGCAAUGUCCAAGGUUGGGAAAGAAGCGGUUGCAAAAUGUGCGGGAUUUGCGACUAAGGAGGCAGGUAUCUUCUCUUUGAUGCAUACCUUCGUUUGUAUUUUGAAAUUUCAAUUUCAAGUUUCUUCCUGAUCCACAAUUUGCGCGCACUCACUCCUACUCCUUAGUUGAUUAUUCUUGAUCUAGCGGCCUGGGCCUACUUACGGUUCCUUACCUGUUCCCAAAAAUAUCGAUCCCGACAGUAGAUCCCUCGACGCCCAUCUCCCCGUCAUCACCAUUUGGUUUCGAAUCCAGCAAGAGAGGGGAAAAAUUUCUUCGUGAUGUGCGCUUGGAGAUUUUGGCAUCUGAAGCUGUAGUUACAAAGAACGAAGCGCUUGUGGAAGAAUGGAAAGGAUCUUUAUCUCCUACUACUUCUCCAUGUGGUACUUUUCCAUCAUCUGCCCCAACCCCAUUUUCUUCUCCUAGUAAAACACCGGGGAAAGUACUGAAGAAGAAUCGUGGUGACCAAGAUCAUCAAGACCGUCAUAAAGCUCUCAUAAGCAAAGCUUGCGCUUCGAAUGGCGUUAUUGCUUCUCCAUCUAGGAAACUGGUACACAGCGCUGAACAACAGAAGGAGGAAGACCUUAUCCACGAAAAAUCCAGAGAAGUAUCAUCGCCAACGGAGGUGCACAAUCCGUAUCGGACAUAUUCACCACCUCGCAGCGUGGGAGCGGCACUUUCUUACCACGUUGGCAAGGGAAAUGGUGAGCCACGGAAAUACUCCUGUCUAGUAGACGAAAGAACGAGCCUUCUAAAAGGCAAGAAAACCACUACUUGCGUCAUCGAUCAAAUGCGCGAGCAUCGUGAAGAGAUUAGUGCGGGGAAGAAGGCCGUCUCUAGUCCGUUUUCGAUUCGACCGACGCUGCUCACGUCGUCGACGCCUACGAGGACCUCCCACCAUCCGAACAAGGGUAACGAACAGGACCGCAAGCUGCAUGCAGUAGACGUAGAUGACGAAAGCCAAGAAAAUAAGGGUGACAAGCAUCUUUACGCGUGGCAAACACAUGCUCCAGUUAGUGCGGGCCAGGAGAAACGUUUGCUCGCUAUUUCCCAUGUCUUCGAGACACCUGUUAUCCGUCCGCAAGCUUGCCGACGGGAAUUUGGGAAGUUGAGUUGAACUAUUGAUCGACAUCCAGUAUGAAAUAGCAGCGUAGUUUAUAGCACGCAUGGCGCAUGGAGUAGCAUGGAGUGCAUGGAGCGCAGAGCUUUGAGGGGCGCAAGAAGCUCCCCCUUUAGCUCCAUGCUACUCCAUGUGAUCUAUGCACUCCAUGCCAUGCGAGCUGUGCGACCUUUCUGAAAUAGAUCAUGAGAGUAUAAAAUAGGUAGAAGAGUCCCACUGACUCAGUCCAUCACCUGGAAAAGUUGUAUGUUCUUGUGCUCGAGUAUAUGUUCUUGGUCGAUUUACUAAAAUAAAACACUCGGUUAGUUUUUACCUCUAUCGGCGUAGCCCUUCAAACAGUAUAUGCUGGCGAGCAUUCCAUAGCAACUCUUUCUUGCAUGUAUCCUACAAAGAUAUCAUCCAUAAAUUUCGACAUUAAGGGGUGUAUUUUUUUUUCUUGUAAGAAACCAUCAUGAUCUUGUAGUUCUCAAUAAUCUUGAAUUUUCCUAACUAUGAUGGAUCUUCAAUAUCGCAUUUCAUAACUUAUUUCAUUUUUACAACGCGCACGACUGACGACUACAACAACCACUGAAAGCGUCUGCAUAGAGGAUUUUACACCAAAAAAACAAGAAACAUGCAUGGAAUGAGAACAUCGACAAAUUAUGCAUAGGGAAGACAUUUUUUCAGUCAUUUUCAACACUCAAGAUACAGUAUGGAUGGACCUGUAAAUUAUUUUGAACAACGUAAAAUUGAGAUCAGGCCUAAAAGCACAACAAGUGCUAAAACUCUGAAGAAAUCAAGAACGCUUACUUUCUUUGAUCGAGAACAAACAUUCACAUGGGAAAUCACCAUGAUGCCAUAUGAACAUGCACUAAAAUAAGGCAGGGAGCAUGACUUUCACG
Amoebophrya sp. A25 is the source of this 4996-nucleotide messenger RNA. Lineage: Eukaryota; Dinophyceae; Syndiniales; Amoebophryaceae. The record is from the annotation of a GenBank genome assembly.